AUGUAUGUGUGUGCGUGUUCAUGUGCAGGACGGCAAACUCCUGAUGGUAGAGGCGCAAAGUUCUUCCAAGAGUCGUCGUGGCAAGAUGUACUAAAACAAGGUAAGAGUUUAGAUGAAAUAGAUACUUGUUCAGCAAGGGCUGUUAGUCGAAUGUCAGAGCCAGAGCCAGAACCUGACGAGUAUGUUGAGACCAUCUUCUGUUUGGCGAUGUCAAUUUGUCAUGGCCCCGAAGAUGUGGUGAUGGCACACAAGCUGCUGAAUCCUACAGAGUUUGUUGAGUCAGCCGAAGUGAUGGCGGUUGGCUGA
Protopolystoma xenopodis is the source of this 306-nucleotide messenger RNA. NCBI's taxonomy places the organism in Eukaryota, Metazoa, Platyhelminthes, Monogenea, Polystomatidea, Polystomatidae. The record is from the annotation of a GenBank genome assembly.